AUGUAAUGGACAUGACAUCACAGCACAACAUCCUGGUUCAUAAUGUCAUUCAGGGAGAUCUUACCUAUCAAGUAAACCAUUAAAAAUGACUGGAUGAUCAGGAUUUGUAUUGUGCAAAAAAAAUCGCCACCAUCAUCAUCAUCCUGUUCAACUCAAAGUUAUUUUUACCCUAUAAAAUUGGUUGAACGUAAACUAAAUCAAAUAUUAGUUUAUGGUUCACUUGGUUUAGUUUCACACACGAUUGUUCACACCUGCAAAAUUGGAAGAAUUAUUAAAAAUCCGAACAUUUAUCCAUGCAACGCAAUUAUGGCGUUCGUUAGUUGAUACGCAUGGAUCAAGUUUCCCAAAAAUCCUCUGCCCUCAUUAAGUGCAUCCCUUUCUCCACGUGAUUGAGUGGUCAUAUCCGGGUAGCACGUUUUCGCAUUUUUGGAGAAAGUAAAUGGCAGACGUUGCUGUUGAGGAUGUUACACCGAGUCAAGAAAUUAAGAUGGCAACGACAUCGUCCAAAUUGAUAAUAUCCCCACAACCACCACCAGCAGCAAUAGCUUCUCGUGAUAAGAAUGAAGAUCCUCCUCCCACCGUGGCGUCAAUCCUGCAACAAACAGGCAAUGUUCGACCACCAGGGCGAAUGAGUGGAUCUGGCCCCUAUCUGCCUCCACCACCCACGUGCUCGUGUCCUUCCACAGUGAAUACGGCUUGUGAAACGGUGAAAUAUUUCCAAUGUCCCGUUUGUCUCGCGAAAUUCGACUCGGUCAAAGUGCCCGUGGGGUUGAGAUGUUUUCACACCUUGUGCAUUUAUUGUGUUCGGCUGUUGGUUCCGGGCAGUUGUGGGAAUAUGAAUGCUCUCCCCUCGAUCGAAUCACUGGAUCUGAGCGUGGGGUUGCCAAAUGUGGCGUUGCUUUCAUACCUUGACCAACCCGUGGAACCAUUGUUGUCUGGAAGGAUGAGAUUGGAUGCGGAUUGUGUCAGAGCUAUGUGGAAGUUGGUGGAAAUUUUAAUUAUAACAAAGUCUCACGUAGUUUCGAGAGCGAUUCAUAGGAAGCUAAUGAACUUGGUAAUGUCUGUCAACCCGAAUGGACAAGUUAGAAUUUUAAAAUCUGCAAAAGCAAUUGGAGAAAGGACGCUUGUUGAGUUGACGUCGUCAUGUAGCAAUCUUAGCCAUUAUCAAGCUCAGCAGCAGCUUUGGGCUGCCAUAAGAGCUCGAGCCUGCCAAUUUAUGGGACCAGCAAUGCAAGAAGAAGCUUUAAAAUUGGUGUUAUUAGCGUUAGAAGAUGGAUCUGCGCUUAGUCGGAAAGUUUUGGUGAUGUUUGUCGUGCAAAGAUUGGCUCCGCAAUUUCCACAGGCGUCAAAAACUUCUGUAGGGCACAUUGUCCAACUCUUGUAUCGUGCCUCAACCUUCGACGUUAUAAAACGACCAGGGAACUCCUCCUUGAUGACGCUACGUCCAGAGUAUAGAAAUUAUGAAGCUUUACGAAGGGAACAUGAUACUCAAAUUAUGAAAAUUGGGCUUGAAGCAGGCAUCCGAUUUACUCCGGAGCAGUGGAGCAGCCUUUUAUACGGUGAUACGUCCCACAAACCUCUGAUGCAGAGUAUUAUUGAUAAACUACAAGCUCCUCAAACGUUUUCCGAUCUUCUGAAAGAAUUCUUGGUCUGUGCGCAACGGCUGAACGAAGCCGAUUCGCAAUCAUUUUUAGCAAUUUAUCCACAUUUUCAAACUCUGAGUGCUAUCGAGGUCCAAUCACACAAUCAUGGUGCAACACGUAACAGUGGUACUUCUGCAGAAAAAUCAUCUGCUGAUGAACAACCAGCCCCACCGCAACCACAAUCUAGUUGGAAAGAGGUCGGAAACGCUUUAGAAAGCGUUCGUCUCGUCCUCGGUGGACUAAUAACGUUCGAGAAACCUGCCGCAAGACGGAAAUUCAGAGAAAAUCAAGCAGUUCGAAUGAUGCAAAGAGUUGCUCUUUAAAUAGACCUAUGCAAAAAUUGAAUAUGAAAAUUAUUCCAAAAACUAAGAGUGCUUAGAAUUAUCUGAAAUGAAAAUUAUGAAAGUUUUAUGAAUUAUGUAGAGGUACUCAUACAAAUCGAUCUUUAAUUUUGCAAUAUGCAAGCAAUUUUUAUAAGAUUAACAGUUUUUGCGAUUUAUGCAAUUUUUGCAUAUUCCUUUGCACUAAUCGAUGACACAUCAUCGUCAUUAUUACGACAAGAUCGGAUAAAAAAAUCAGUUUUAUGGUUUUUAUUAUACUGUAACAGUACCUAUAUGUAGUAGUAAAAUAAUUGUUUUGAAUCGAACGUUAAUUAUUUUGACGUACUUAAUAAUUUUCCAGUUGUUAAUUUUCUUGCUUCUUUUCCCAACGGGUCUGGAAGCAAUUAUUAUUAUUAUUGGGGAAGAGAUUUGUAAUCACUCUAAUCGUGAUAAUGUUGUAUAAUCGACUCGUAUUUUAGAGUUGAAGAAAAUUAUUAUGACAAUGAAAUUAAAGUUUAUAUGAACAUU
Messenger RNA from Folsomia candida, 2491 nucleotides. RefSeq names its product roquin-1 (gene roq). The transcript has 8 exons. NCBI's taxonomy places the organism in Eukaryota, Metazoa, Arthropoda, Collembola, Entomobryomorpha, Isotomidae. The record is from RefSeq and is a predicted model, not a curated record. Bases 440 to 1966 code for a protein of 508 amino acids.